Messenger RNA from Symbiodinium natans, 2121 nucleotides. The record is from the annotation of a GenBank genome assembly. Lineage: Eukaryota; Dinophyceae; Suessiales; Symbiodiniaceae.
AUGUCUGCCAAGAUCAAAAUCAAUGUCGUAUGGUUCAAGUGCACAGAUCUCCGGACUCACGAUCAUGCCGCCCUAAAGGCCGCACACAGUGCAGGUUUGCCGGUGCUGCAUCUUUACAUCUUCGAUCCCUUUUGGCACUCUGGCAAGACCAGGCUGUGUGGAUAUCCGAAAACAGGCACCAUUCGAAACCGGUUUCAGCUGGAAGCAGUCGAAGAUCUGGCUUCGAAGCUCUUAGCCAAGGGUCAUGUGUUGAACUUGCGUAGAAACAGUACAAAGGCCUGCUUCGAAGAGUUGUGUCAGGACUUCUCUGUUCAAGAGGUCUUUGCCUUCCGGGAGAUUUGCAGCGAGGAACUUCGCGUUGAGCGCGAGGUCAGGCAAGUCUUGGGAAGGCACCGCAGCUCUUUCUCCACUUUUUGGGGCUUCGAGCUUUACCAUCAUGACGAUCUGCGGUUUGAUCCACGAGCGCCGAGGGGGGCCUUCAACUCCUACACCGCGUUCAGGAAGCGAGUGGAAGAAGGUAGCUACGUUCGCCCCAGCCGCAACGAGCAUCCUGUGUUUCGCCCAGGUAGUGAUUCCGUAAGAUGGAAGAGAGCAGAGGCAGCGCCAAAGCUUUCAGAACUCAUGGGGUCUGAUAUGUCUGAUGCAGAUGAGGCAGCGCAGAAGGACCCACGCGCCGAACUGUGGUGGAGAGGCGGUGAGACAGCAGCUUUGGCUCGCGUAGAGCAGUUUUUGUGGGAGGAGGACUCCUUGGGCCUCGACUAUGUUGGAGCCACGAUGACGAUGGAUCCCUCGAAAAGCUGCAUGCGAGACAAAUCCAUGUCCAAGUUGUCUCCGUGGUUAGCCCAUGGAUGCUUAUCCCCUCGACUGCUGUACGAGGAGGUGAAGCGAUACGAGCGUGAACGAAGAAAAAACAAGUCUACGUAUUGGAUAAUCCAUGAGCUCCUCUGGCGUGAUUUCGUUCGUUUCGGAAGCAUUCAUGCUGGGACUUCGAUCUUCCGAAUUGGUGGCCCAAUGAACUUGAAACCUUCCUGGAACUGGAGCUCUGACAAAGAGAAGCUGGCGAAGUGGACCAGUGGAAACACGGGCUUUCCUUUCAUUGACUGCUUCAUGCGAGAGCUGAAGACCACCGGCUACUGCAACCACAUGGGCAGAGAAACGGCGGGAUGGUUUUUAAUAGCUGAUCUAGGACUUGACUGGCGCAUGGCGGCAGAGUGGUUUGAGUCUGUACUAAUCGACUACGAGCCCACGGCUAAUUGGUUCAAUUGGACAUAUCGCUGCUUGCCUGCUGCCAAGCAGAAGCGGUUGCCCGGUGAGUGCCUGGGUUCGCUUGAGAUCCUCAAAUGGGGCACACAGCAUGAUCCGGACGCGCUAUACAUCAAGCGCUGGAUCCCAGAACUGCAGUCGCUGCCUUCCACAGUUGCACGAGAACCCUGGCGACUGGGCCUUAAUGGACAAACGCCUUCCGCGGGUUCCACAGGCUUGAGACCAGCCCCAACGGGUCAAUUCAGUGUGUCUCGACAACCUUUGGAGGCUUUGGUCGCGAUGGGGUUCGACGAAAAGGAUGCUGCCAUUGCUUUAUUUCGCACGGGGGAGAAUCCCGAUGAAGCCGCCGCUCUCUUGCUGUCGUCUGGUCAUGAUGUAGACUGUCAGCAGGUGGAUGAUUCCGAGGAUGAGAAUAUGGCCCGUGCUGUGGCACUGUCCUUGCAAGGAGGGUCGCAAUCAUCUGGCACGAAAGCCGCGCGCACUGAAGCUCCAGUCUCGUUCGAAUAUGGCAGAGACUACCCCAAGCCAAUGAUUCAACCCGUGUCCCUCAUGCACACGGAGCAGGCGGAGGAGGAGGCUCGUCAGCAGCAGUCGAAGCGAGAUGCUCAAAUCGUUGCCGCAAAGAGGCACAAAAGCAGCUCUGGACAAGUCUUUCAAAGGAGUGAGUGGGAGCAAGCAAGGCAGCAAUGGCCUGCCGAGACCCCAACAAGUGCAAAGUCCCAUCAAGGAUAUGGCAGCUGGCAGAGACGAUCGCGCAGGGUAUGCCAGGAAGACAACACGACCAAGCAGCAUGCUGGAGAAAGCGGCUCAGCUACUCGCAGAUGGGGAGGUGCGGGAGGUCGUGCCAUUGGUGGCUAA